This is a messenger RNA of Tuber aestivum (summer truffle), 2413 nucleotides long. NCBI's taxonomy places the organism in Eukaryota, Fungi, Ascomycota, Pezizomycetes, Pezizales, Tuberaceae. The record is from the annotation of a GenBank genome assembly.
GGAGGCAUUACAGGAUGCAACGGCCUUGGUACACGUUUAGAACGCUUUGCACCAUACCAGACCUUACCAGAGGAGGCAACUCGGACUACAUAUUAUCACACCAUUGUUGGUUUGAGACUCUGCGGUUAUCCAACACGUCUCCCCACGAAACCCCGCCAUCCCUGAGCCCCUGAACCGAAUCAGCAACUGAAGGACAAUGGAGCCGCCCCGGAACGACCCAAACCAUAGAUACCGGCCUGCUCGUCAGUUACCAUACACUCUGAACGAGCGGGCUAGGGUUAGCAUUGAAGAAACUCUUUGUAUGUAUCAGAUCCAUCCAGCGGAGCUUUGAUAUAUCCUCUAAUAAGAAUACAUGGUCAUAGAUCCGUCAGCCGUUGAGUUUUUAAACAGUAUAUCCAUCCCUGGGGCCUCCACACCCUCAGAGGCUCCCCCCCCAGCCUUCAUCCCCCCCAGCACCUUCCAGCGUUGCAUAACUACCCUUAUUGCACAUCCGUACUAUACUACUCAGGUGUCGAAGAACGAGCCCUUCUCGACCGCUCCGGGCAAUGCCUAUCUGCUACUCCGCCGCAUGCUGAGGCUGGUUGGACCGCUCAAUGCGGAGUUUGCCAAAGCGUGGGAAUUUAAGAAGAAUGCUCGCGCAGGUCGUCAGGCUGUUAGAGGUAGAACGAGGGGUAGGGGCGGUAGAGGCAAGGAGCCAGAUCCUGCUGAUGCAUUCUCCACGGACGAUGAUUUGAACGGAGACCUUGCCACAAUAGAGUCACUUUUCAAUGUCGCGGAUGACUUUUGGUCAAUUGUUGGCUGGGCUUUCACCUGUUCGGUGUCUCAUCCUAAGCGCUGGGAGUGGUGGAAGCUGGUGCUCGACCUGAUGAUGGAUGUUGUGAAGCAGGAUUGGGAGGAUCGUUUGGAAACCAAAGGGGUUACUGGGGAUAAGAGUACACUGGACGGGGCGCUGUUCCUGAAGUUCUUGCCCCAGGAUACUGGUAGCGUUGGGUGCAAAAAGAUUGUCAGGGCGAUCAUGACAUGCGCUGAGGAGAAGAGUUUCAACGAGUGGAAGGAGAUAUGGGAGAAUGAGCUCUCCACAAAGAGGCCGAGGAAAAUUAGAAUGGGAACUCAGGAUACUGCAUUCAUGGGCGACGGCGAGGAUGAAGAAGAAGAGAUGAAGAAUUGGAGAGGAGAAGCGGACAGUGACGGUGACACAGAAAUGCAGGAUGCUGACAAUUCUGGUGUUGAAGUGGAAGGUCUUCCCUCCGUAUCGGAAGCGUACGGCGGCAUGGAGUCUGUAGACCUCCGUCAACGACUAUUAUCUAUGGUAAGCUUUCCACACACCUCACUAAUGUAUCUAACAAAAACCACUAGCUUUCCACGGUCUGUAUCGCCGGUUACUAUGUCCCACCGGAAGGCCUCUUCUACGAACUGGCAGAAACCUUCAUCCGCCUUCCCCUUCCAUAUUUCCACUUCUUUACUUCCACACUGCUGGACACGACCACGGAAUACAAAUGCACCCUGAAUCAACUAAUUCUCAGCACAAUAAUUUCAACAAAAGCCCCAGUCUACAGCGGUCGACUAACCGCCACCGCCCUGAUCAACAACUAUCUCCCAUUUGAAGCAAAGACGACUCAGUUAGCCGAUAACGCUAGAGUGGCAAUUCUACUAGAAAGCCUAACCCGCCUCCUCAUCAACGCUAAGCUCCUCGAGUACUCGGAGGGGUUACAAGCCGCAGUGGCCAAGGGUAUCAAGGCGCGCACAUCUAAGGUUCCCAAAUCGUUUGCUAAGCCGGGCACACCGAAGUAUCUUGUGGAUCGUGAGACCAGGGGCAUCUGGGGCGCGGCGGAAACAAGGUUGAAGGGACUUGCAGAAAUUUUGCGGAUACAGAAGGAGGAGGGGGGUUCAGUAUUUUAGUUUGCAAAGUUGAAUUAGGGCGUUGAUGUGUAUUAACAUCUCCUGCUCCCCACCCCCUUUUUUUCCCUCCACUAUUUUGAUAGUUCAUUUUUAUUUGUUUAUACUAGUAUACCAGCACUGGAUAUGUCAUCCUAUCCUAGCUUUAUUUUUUUUUCUUAUGAGCAUCGCGGGAAUUAUUUGGUUUAUCUGGGUGCGGGGGAAAGGGGCGUUUUCGGAUCUUUAGGAUGGUACACUCGAGUAUACUGGUUAUAGUUUAAUGACCUGAUAUUCCUACCCCAGCAGCUGUGGGUGUGUUGUUUGGAUGGAACCUAGAUUGUAAUAGUAGUUGGAUAAUUUAAUGUACUCGAUUACGGUAGAUAGCUUAUAGUAGGCCCAUCUGCUAGCGUUACAAUCUACAGCACUUGCUCUAGCACUUUGGGCAGCGGCCUAAUCACAAACUAUCACACGCCCCCCAGCCAUUCCCCCAAACCUCCACUGUACAAGGAAAACCCGCAACUCCUCUUAACAGCCACCC